Hyposmocoma kahamanoa is the source of this 2451-nucleotide messenger RNA. RefSeq names its product tudor domain-containing protein 3 (gene Tdrd3). Lineage: Eukaryota; Metazoa; Arthropoda; Insecta; Lepidoptera; Cosmopterigidae. Gene Ontology annotation, molecular function: protein binding; RNA binding. Bases 3 to 2162 code for a protein of 719 amino acids. Gene Ontology annotation, cellular component: cytoplasm; nucleus. The transcript has 7 exons. Gene Ontology annotation, biological process: mRNA processing. The record is from RefSeq and is a predicted model, not a curated record.
GUAUGUCCGUGGAUCUUAUUAUUUAUCAUAAUUCCUCGAAAAAUGCUAUUAUAACGAUUACAAAUAUCAAUAUGUCACUUAGCGACAAUCUUAAGGAGUUGGGCUGGCACUUGACUCAAGAAGGUAUCGAUACUAUUAGUGAAAAUGGGUUAAUACAGGAUGUACAUGUCCUUAGCAAAAGAGCUUUAGAUUACGAUUUAAGGGACAUCGGGGACGUAGCUUUCCCAGAGGAGUUUACAAAAGAUCCUUCUAAUCUAGAGAAGCCUAUAGUAGUGCAAAUUCAAAAGAUAAGAAAUGUAUCUGCGCCUAAGGCGAAUGAGGAGUCUACAUCGGCGCCUCGCAUGUUGAAACUGACUUUGCACGACGGCAAGUCGGUGUGUACAGGACUAGAGAUCACACCAAUCUCAAGUUUGAGCAUUAAUACUCCACCAGGUACUAAGUUGUUGCUCAAGAAUGAAGGCCUGGAGGUUUGCCAUGGAGUCAUUUGGCUCACUGCUAACAUUAUAUCGGUGUUGGGUGGAAAAGUAUCUCAUAUGAUUGAGAAAUGGGAGCUAAAUCGAAGUUUGGCUAAGCACACCAGAGGUGGCAUAGGUGCUGAUGGUGGCCCCCCUCCAUGGAUUCCAUUUGGACAAAGGCUGGAAACUCUGAAUGAUCGGCCGUUUAAGAGUUUGCAGGAGGCUAAUAAACAGCAGCAAGAUAAUGCUGAGUUCGAGGCACAGAGGAAAGGUGCCAUUGCUGAGGCACAGAGGAUGUCUGGAGUCAAGAAGGUAUUUGGUGGAGGCACCAAACCGUUAUUGGAUGCAAAUGUACAGAAAAUAGUGGAUGCUGGGUUCUCUGAAGAACAAGCCGAAAAUGCUCUAAAAUACACCAAAAACAAUGUAGAUAGAGCACUGAAAAUACUCCAGAAGAGGGAUAACUCUGAAAACAGAAAUAAAGAAAAACCUCAGAAAGAACAAGACCAGCCGAAAAGAAAGGGCAGAAACAAGGAACCUAAUGAUGAAGAUAGUAUUCCAGCUAAACCAACUGGAAAAGUUUCAUUAUUUGAUUUCUUAGAAGACAAACUGCCAAAUGUACCAGAUCGAGAUAAAAACAUUCGGCCAAAUACAUCAGUUUCAGAUGAUCGAAGUGAUAGAGCACCCUCAAGCAGAGAUAGGGAUAGGAAUAAUACUAGAAACAAUACUCGGUCUCAGGGAUCUCGUUACGACAAUGCCAAUAGAAGUCGCCCUGAUAAUAGGGGUUACUACAAUGACGGUCAUCACAGAGAUGACAGAAAAUACCAAACUCAGAAUGAAAAGCCACCCAGAUUUCAGAGGAAACUGGAGGAAAGGAAUAAGCAGCAUCAACAGCAACAAGUCAAUAAUGUAGCGUACAGCAAUUCAUAUCAGAGCCAACCACAAAGCCACUACAAUGACAGAAAUAUGAGGAACGAUAGUAAGCCUCACCAACAGAACUAUCGCAAUAAUAGCAAUUCGAUAGAUGGACUGGUAGAUGCUACUGCAAAUCUGAAUCUUCUGUCGAAUCAAUCGCGACCUAAUGACGAUAUUGAGCUACCACGUAGUUACCUGCCUCACCAAGAUCAACAGUACCCUCAGAAGCAGGGAUACAUCACAAACCAAAACAUGCAGGAGAUUCCACCAUUCAGACGGGGUACUGACGUGCACAAGUACCAGGAACAAUCGUACCAGCAGCGGCAACAGCCACAGCCUAAUGGGUACAUAGAGCCGCAACAGAGCCCCAUGUAUCCUAAUAUGAGUUACAUGAGCAGCGGUGGUUAUGCGCCAGGUGGACGCCAGUACAGCUAUGGCCGCGCGCAAGAGUACAAUACUAUGCGUGGUGCUGGACCUUUUUUGCCAGGAUCGCUACUCGGCUUCCAGAACGCCGCCGUGAAUGAGCAAGCGCGAGCUAUGCUCGGCGUUGCUGAGAUUAACUGGAAGGUUGGCGAUCGCUGCCUUGCGCUAUAUUGGGAAGAUAACAAUUUCUACGAGGCAGAAGUAACCGGUAUAUCGGCGAACACUGUUGUAGUGAAAUUUUGCGCGUAUGGCAACCACGAGGAAGUCCUCAAAUCGAACUGCCUACCAUUCCCCAACCAAGGGCCUGGGUCGGGCAGCGGCGCGGGUUACGCGUCUCGCGGUGGCGGGGUGUUCGCUGCUCGCCGUCCUUAGUGGUGGGGAGCGGCGCCCCCCCUGUGCGCCGCCCCUGCCGCCAGCUGACAGCCGCCUUGCGCCCCGUGCAGCCCACCGCCCCCGCCGAUGUCAACUGCCCCGCCAGUCACAACGCCCGCAUCGCAAUCGCCGUCGCUGCCGUACGCCGUUGGGUACCCCAUCGGUAUCCCCCCCGGCUACGAGCACCUCUUCUCGCCGCAGGCGUCUUUGCCGGAGGCUUGCGCCCCAUCGCCGCCGGUCGACUACGUCGAGGUCGCCGAACUAACGAACUACGCGUACCCAGUCUCGA